This is a messenger RNA of Naumovozyma dairenensis CBS 421, 864 nucleotides long. RefSeq names its product Rim9p (gene RIM9). Bases 1 to 864 code for a protein of 287 amino acids. NCBI's taxonomy places the organism in Eukaryota, Fungi, Ascomycota, Saccharomycetes, Saccharomycetales, Saccharomycetaceae. Gene Ontology annotation, cellular component: growing cell tip; cell division site; plasma membrane. The transcript has a single exon. The record is from RefSeq and is a predicted model, not a curated record.
AUGCGUAUCCUCAGUAUUGAAAGGUUGAUUACAAUUCUAUUAACUGUAGUCAUCGUUUUUGAAAUAUUUCCAGUCAUAUCAAGACCUGUAAUAGAUGGAAUCGUAUUAGCAUAUUAUAAAAAUUAUAGUUACGGUGUAUUUGGAUGGUGUAUAGAUGUCCCAAUUGACAAUAAGGAUACCGUUCUCGAUGAUAGUCCUUCUCCUCAGGAAAUAUAUCGUCAAUGUACGCAAAGGAAAGUAGGUUACAAAGUUUCGGAUUCAGAUGUUGUCGACCAUGAAUUAUUAUUACCAUCACCCUCUAAAUAUUCAGUAACAAGAUUACUAAUUGUACACCCGAUGUCCUUAGUUAUUACUGUCAUUCUUUGGAUCAUGGUAUUAUUAAUAACAUUCACUUCCAGAAUGGAAAAAUCUCAAUUUUUCCUUUUAAUGACCGCUGUCAUAUCAUUAUUAGCAUUUCUAUUCUCCUUAUUUUGCUUCCUUGUGGAUCUUUUAUUAUUCCUCUCAGCUUUAAAAUGGCCAGGUUGGUUAAUGUUUGCAUCCACUGUCAUAUUGGCCAUCUGUUGUUCUUUAUUAUGGUCGUUGAGAAGAAAUAUUUCAAUAAGAGACUAUGAAGCAUUAAAUACAAAUGAUGUUGAAUCAUUCGCACAGAUAUCUCGUCAUCCAUCAUCUUCUUCAAUAGAUAUAGAAUUGGAAACAUAUUCCGUGCAAGUGACAGAUCAAUCUGGAUUAUCCAUGAAGGGUAAAAUCAUACACAAGGGCCUCGAUAUUGGAUCAACAAUCCCAAGGAAAACAAGUCAAGAAAACCGAUCAAUAUCAUCUACCAUGUACAGAUCACCAGAAUCUACUCAUCCUGGUUUCAUCUAA